Molecule: messenger RNA, 1392 nt
Organism: Penicillium canescens
Lineage: Eukaryota; Fungi; Ascomycota; Eurotiomycetes; Eurotiales; Aspergillaceae
Product: FAD-binding oxidoreductase
Exons: 1
Coding region: 1-1392 (463 amino acids)
Molecular function (GO): FAD binding
Source: RefSeq, a predicted model, not a curated record
AUGUCCGACAUGAAGCCAGCAACCUCAGCUCUAGAAACAUUCCUAAAAGCCAACUCGAUAAAAUAUAUCCUCCCAUUCUCAGAUGAAUACACCGAAGCACGCAAAGUCUUCAGUGCAAGCCGCCCCGACAACCCACUAGCAAUUUUGUAUCCCCAAACCGCAAGCGAGAUAUCAACCUUGAUAAAAUAUGCCAAAGCCAACUCCCUCCUCUUCACCCUCCGCACAGGAGGCCACAACCUAGAAGGCCGAACUCUAGUCGAAAACGCCUUGUUGAUCGACCUCCGGGCCCUAAACAAAAUCACCAUAUCCGAGGACCGACAAUCCGCAACCAUCCAAGGCGGAACCCUCCAAGAGGAAGUAGCCAACUACCUUUGGACCGACGGCCUUGGCACACCCAUCGGCGCAGUCCCAUCAGUCGGCUACGUCGGCUGGGCCACGUACGGCGGGUACGGACCCUUCUCCUCGAACUGGGGUCUAGGUGUGGACCAGAUCCUAGGCGCGACGAUCAUAAACCCAGACGGGGAAAUUGUCACAGCAGACAAAACAAUCCUGCAGGGAAUCCGCGGCGCGGGUGGUCUUUUCGGCGUCAUUCUCGAUCUCACGGUUAAGGUCUACCCACUGCCCAAUCUUCUAGCCGGCGGCAUCUUCUUUGAAUCAAGUGACAUCGAGAAGACUUUCGUUGAUUUCAAUGCAGCGUAUCAAUCACUCCUCAGUACAGAGGGUCUGCCUCCACAACUGACACUCCAACAAAUGGUCGUCAACGCCCCGCCUGGUCGUAUGUACGGUGUGAGCUUUGUUUGGAGUGGAAGUGACGUGCAGGAGGGUCAGCGCUGGAGUGACAAGAUAGCGACCCUGGUUCCUCUUAUGGUGAAUACAGUUGCUGCUACGACGAUGCCAGAAUGGCUUGCUGGCAAUGGGCACUUGGUUCCUGCGACUGUGUAUGGCUCAGGUAACUUUACGCAUAGUGUGCAUUCUAUCUCGCCGGCCGUGGCUAGAGUUAUUGGACGGCGUUUGCGGGAUAUGCCGCAGGAUCCGGGGACUAUGUUGUCUAUUCAUCAGUUGAGGGGGCCUUCGGCUAAGCCCCAGGACCAAGCCUCUGUUUUUGUUGCGCGGGAGCCGCAUUUCAUGUUGGAAAUUCUGGGGUAUGCCACGGUUCAAGAGGUUAAGGUUGAGGCGGAACGUUGGGCGGAAGGGGUUCUUGGUGAGAUGGGGACUGUUGAGCCUGAGAAUUUGUUGGCUACAGCUUAUGUUUCAUUGUUUAAUACUCGGGGGAAGGAGGCGGAUGAGGUACUCGAGAAAGUCUAUGGGUCUAUGGCGACUGUGGUGAAGGACCUUAAGCUUGGCUUCGAUCGAGAUAAUGUGUUUAGUUUGACGGUGCCGGCGUUGGAAUAA